This is a messenger RNA of Stomoxys calcitrans (stable fly), 6576 nucleotides long. RefSeq names its product mucin-2 (gene PAPLA1). Bases 216 to 6365 code for a protein of 2049 amino acids. The transcript has 10 exons. The record is from RefSeq and is a predicted model, not a curated record. Gene Ontology annotation, cellular component: COPII-coated ER to Golgi transport vesicle. Lineage: Eukaryota; Metazoa; Arthropoda; Insecta; Diptera; Muscidae. Gene Ontology annotation, molecular function: metal ion binding.
UGUUUUAGUUUUGAUUUGCUGAUGUGUAGGGUUUUUCGGGUAAAUUGGUAAAUUUAUCAAAAUACCAACGAAUAGAAACGCCGUGCAAAAAUUCCUUUACGCUAACGCUAAUUAGUGAGAAGAUAAAAGCCUUUUGGGCCAUUGAAAAACUUGUUUAUUGCGACUAAAGUGAUUCGAUUAGUGUUUGUUUGGCGUGUAAUUGUUGAAGGCAAGAAAUGAGUGAUUCUUCGAAGCACCAACAGCGUACGGGAGCUACUCCCAUCAAGAAUCCCUUGUUAAGUGCUUCUGUUACAGGUUUAACAUUUGACGAUUUUCCCAAUAAACCUCUGCUGCUGCCGGCAGCUCCUCCAAUUGUCCAUGUACCAUCACCGCCACCACCGGUCACACCCACAACAUUGCUUGGAAGAGAACAUAAAUCCCUGGUAACCGUUGGCUCCUCUUCUUUGGAUACCGAAAAUCUUGAUGAAAUCAAUUUGAAUGCUUCGGCGGAGGACAAUACGACAACCGCAACAAUCGAUACAAAUGCAAAUCCCCUAUUGGAGCAAACCAAUACAAAUGAUUCGAUAUUAAGUCAAGCGGCCUCAUCGUUCUCAGCUCUGCCUUCGGUGGCCUCCAAUGUGUUUUCAUCAUUUUCCAAGCGUAUAACAGCCAUAUCGAGUCGCGAGACUACACCAAGUGAUCCAGAUCCAAAUGGCAAUUUUGUGCCACAACCGGAUAUACAGCCCAUAUAUACACAGCAGCAACAGUAUCAGCAACCAUCACCAACACCACCAUCAAAUCUAGUGCCACAAGCAGCAACUAGUUUACCAUUUUAUGCUCCACCUCCCGCAGCCGCAUUAGGAGGUGAUUUUUAUUCGGGAAGUUCUGCUGUUCCAGAAGCUUCAUCUUUGCCUCCCACAGAACCACCAAAAUUCUAUAGCCCUGCCGAAGUCCCUUCUUUGCCACCUUCGACUGCUCCUGCAGUGCCUCCCCCUUCGGCAGGAGGACCAAAUAAUUUCCGUUUUACAGCCAAGAAAAAACUCUAUGCUCCCAUACCAGGCCUCUCGGAUCAACAGCAACAACAUUCGGCUGCACUAUUUCAACCACCACCGGCAUUAAGUGGCCCGGCGGCAUAUGACAAUAACGCCGCUGCUUAUCCCCCCAACGAUCCCUUCAGCCAACAGCCUUCGUAUUUCAACGAAGAGCGUAAAUCUGAAGAACGCAAAGCGGCAGGAGGAGGCUUAUUUUCAAAAAUCACCAAUCUUGCCCCCACUGGUGUUCUGCAAAAUAUAACGGGACUAGUGCAAUCGGCUGCGGGCUCUAUAACCCAAACCAUAAAACCUGAAACCCAGCCAAGUGGUUAUGAACAGCAACCAACAACAGGUGGCAACUUUGGCAUAGUCUUUGAUCAAGGGGUACCACCUCCACCACCGCCCGCUGCUAAUUAUUUUGCCCCAAACACUUUGGUAGAGCAACAGCAAGCAAAUUAUCCACCACCUCCACCGGCCACAGGUGAAAUAUUUCAAUCGAAUCCUAGUGCUGCCGGAUUUUUCCAGCCUCAAGAAGGCACUUUUGCUCAACCUCCCUUUUUACCUGCAACCGCUGUAGACUCGACAGCACAGGUAAAUUUUUUCAAUCCCUCUGCAGCACCAGCAAUAUUUGAUCCCUUUCAACAGAAUUCCCAGACAACAGACGCCUCUAGGCCGCCAAGACCUUCGUCAAGACCGGCCAACUCGUUUAGCGAAACAGUUCCUUUGGCCAUACCACCUUCGGUGGUUAGCAGUCGACCACCAUCACAGCCUGCAGUCUCUACCAGCAUAGUAGGACAAAAUACUCCUGCUACUAGUCAGACACCGGUAACUUUCUUUAACCCCUUGGAAGCGACAUCAGCACCAGUAAUAAAUCCAACACCACCUCCUCAAGUUGGAUUUUUUGAUCCUACGAAGUAUUUGCCAAAACUUCCUACAGCCCCAGGGCAACAAUUGUCACAAGAGGCCACAGCUACACCUCCAACCCAAAUAGGAUUUUUCGAUCCUUCAAAAUAUUUGCCCAACACCAAUCAGGAACCUCAAGCGGGAACUUCUUUGCCCCCAACAGGGGCAAGUGUUUCUGGUGUACCACCCCCAGGUGGACAGGUCUCAUCGUCAUAUCGCCUACAAAAAGGAACAAAGCUCUAUAAGAAUCCUUUAACAGCCCAGGAGACAGCUCCCGUGCAGGUUACACCAAAUUCAGUGUUUGGAGUGACCCCCACCCAAUUUCCACCAACAAAUUUUGGUGGAAGUCCCAACGUUUUCCAUCAAACACCUGCAGGACCACCACCUGCCGUUUACAAUCCUUUUGGGCAAGGCGCUGCUCCUUCGUUGACUCCAGUGGCAAAUAUUUUUGUGCCAAGUGCUGAACCGCAAAGUGUCGCACUAUUCGCUUCGCCCGCCACAGAAGUCGAAGAACAUAGACAUCAGGAAGUUCCUUUGUUUGCUGCGCCUACUCAAGAAAACACUAACACUCUUUUAAAAGCAGCCCCUGAAGAGAAAGAAAACCUAAGUGAAAGAGAGCAAGUAAAACUCGAACCUACCCCAAGUGCAAUUCCAGAGGUAGAAGAUAAACAGGAACCCCAAAUCCAAACCACUGAGGCAGUCAACCCACAAUAUUUCUUUAAACCCAUUGAGCCGGCAGCAGAGCAGGCACCCGCUGCUGAACUUUUACAACAAACGACCAACUUUUUUGGUAGUUCACAAGAAACUCAACAAUUCUUGCAGCCCAUAGAACCACUCCAAGAACCACCAAUCAAACAGGACGCAACUAAAACAAACGAAAAGGAAACUUUGAUAACAGCAAUACAAGAUUUAACUAUAGCCACUCCAACUGAACCGGCAACAGCACAACCGAAUUUACCCCCUCCCAAAGUGCCCAAGGGAGUGGUGGGCGAUAAUCCCUAUCGUAGAGGUUCCGCUGCUGAAGCGAACAAAACUGCUGCUGUUCAGCCAAGUCUGGCAAAUUUCUUUACACCCACAGCAGCUACAGGAACUGGUGAUUUUAGUUUCUUUUCCUCACUACCCUCAGCUCCUGAUUUUAGCGAUCUUCAAGGACAGUCAUCCAACGAGGCAGCCUCAAAUUUCUUAACCACACAAAGAACUGAGCAGCAACCACAAAAUCAAAAUUUAAAUUUCUUUAAUCCUUCUACAACUGCUGAAGAUACGAAACCCUUAGAGGAUAUAUCCAAACAAAAUCUCUCUACUACUUCAGAAAAUAUCUUUAAUCCCAAAGAAACUGAAGCUAAACCGCAAUUAUCAAAUUUCCCUAAAGAAGAUCACUCAAAUCAAACCCCUUAUCCCAUAGAUAAUAAACCUCAGGAUUUGGCAAAUCCUGCAUUUCCUCAAUUACCCACAAGUGUGGGCAUAAUACCAGCAGUUACAGAAAGCCCUGAGGAAAUACACAAACAUUCUGAAGAAGCAGCAAGCACCCAGCAAGCAACUCCCUCCAUAGGUUUCGAAGGUUUUCUACCACAGGCUGGCCAUAGCCAAUCAACACCCACGAAUUUCUUUGGCACUCUCUCAGGUGAAAACUCUGGCACGGAGCUAACAACACAACUGCCUUCAUCCAUACCUACACCUUUGCCAAGUGGCAAUCAUUCAACCGAUCUAUUUUCCCAAUUAUCCUCACCACAUAUAAACCAGUCACCCAGUGAGGAGCCACCAACAUCUGAGUUGUCUGCGCAUGUACCACCCCCUUUGGGUUUUGAGAAUUUUAUGCCAACAAGUGCUGCGACGAAGGAAUUAUUACCGAACACAACAUCGCAACCAGAGAGUUCAGCUCAAGAUUCACAACAACAACAACAACCACAGGCACCUAUAGUCAAUAACUUUUCCAAUUAUUUCAAUCAAACAGUAUCUCAAGAGACUGUUAAGGAUACUUCCUCAUUUUUUGAUAAUUUUUCUAACCAACAAUCACCAGCUAGGAGUGUUAAAAAUCCCCCCAUAUCGAGUGCCGCUCAGGCCUCCAACGAAGAUCAACGCAUACAAAAUUUCUUCAAUAAUCCCCCACCUAAAGACGCUGAUCACGUGGGAGAUCUAAACUACGAUUUGGUACACAGCGGUUUGGCUAUACGUAAUUUACAACAACGUUCCCUAACGCCGGUGUCAAAUUUAGUUGAACCACCCUCAUCGGCUUGUUCGGAAUUUUCCACCCUCAACGCCUCGGAGGCUUCGGUGGUAAAACAGGAGGAUACCAGCCGCCUUGAAGAAUCGAGCGCAGUAGCUGAGCAAUCACCUUUGAUCAAACAUUACGAAGAAUUACCUGAAGAGGUUCUUAAGGAUUUACGCAUGGCCAAUAUGUUGCAAGGCGAGAAGACAUCACCGGUGGCAAGCACUUCCUAUAAGCCAGCAGUGAAGCACUGGUUUUACAAGCGCACAGUUGAUGCCAAACAAGUCUGGGUACCCUUCAGUCAUUAUGAUUCGGCUUUAUUGGAAACCAGUCUUAUUAUGGAAGGAGAAGACAAACCUGAAAUCGUUGCCGUUGAAGGUGGCCGCUAUGAUGUUAACAUUAGUGAGCGUCUCAAACGCAGUGUCUACUGGGACAGUGAACCCAUAGAGGUGAGACGUUGCUCUUGGUUCUACAAGGCGGUCGAUUCCAAAUACAUACCCUAUGAGGAGAGUACAGCCGAUGUCUUGGAGGCCGAAUAUAAACAAGCCGCCGAAAGUGGUGUCUGGCAUAAGACAAUCAUUUUGGGCAUGGGAGAGCAGGUGGUGUUCCAUGGACCCACAGUCAUAGUGCAUUUUCAACAGCAACAGAACCAAGAUGCCUGGGGAGGAACCACAGUGAGUCAAACUACAACACGACCUCGUGUGGUCAAACGUGAUUUGGAAGAUUUCAAUAUAGCCCAAGGGGAAUCACAAAAAGUCGAUCAUUUAUUAUUCAUGGUACAUGGCAUUGGUUCAGCUUGUGAUCUGAAAAUGAGAUCCGUUGAGGAAGUUGUUGAAGAUUUCCGUUCCAUAGCCCAUCAGUUGGUACAGUCCCAUUAUAAAAACUCUGCCGACUUGGGACUGGUGGGUCGUGUGGAGGUUCUACCCAUUUCUUGGCAUAGUCAUUUGCAUUCCAUUGAAUUGGGCAUUGAUGAGAAGUUGCGUUCUAUUACUUUGGAAUCUAUACCCAAACUACGUAACUUCACCAAUGACACUUUGCUCGAUAUACUUUUCUACACCAGUCCCACAUUUGCUCAAAGAAUAAUGAAUACCAUAGUAGUGUCGUUGAAUGAAAUUUAUAUGAAAUAUCGCCAACGACAUCCUGAUUUUAAUGGUGGUGUCUCUUUGGCCGGCCAUAGCUUAGGUUCUCUUAUUCUCUUUGAUUUGUUGUGUCAUCAGUAUCCCAUUAAGGAAAGCGAAGAAAAGAAUCUCGAAAACCCAGAUCAAGAAUUUCUACCCACAGAAGCGGCAGGAACGGCAAACGCCGCCUCUUCAUCUACGACAAGAGAUAGCAAUAAAUCAGAAUCAACUCCUAUUAGCUAUACAAUGGGUCCAGCUGGAACUGGACAACCGUUUAUAAACUAUGGUCAAUUAAAAUUCCAGCCUAAGAAAUUUUUCGCCCUAGGAUCGCCCAUAGGCAUGUUUGUAACCAUACGCGGUAUUGACAAACUUGGCCUAGAUUUCCGUCUUCCUACAUGCCCUGGUUUCUACAACAUCUUCCAUCCCUAUGAUCCGGUGGCCUAUCGCAUUGAAGCCUUGGUUAAUCCCGAUUUGAGUAGUGCUCGUCCUGUGCUCAUACCACAUCACAAAGGUCGAAAACGCAUGCAUUUGGAGUUAAAAGAGACCAUGGCCCGUGUUAGUACCGACAUAAAGCAACGCUUUUUGGAUAAAUUUAAACUUACCUUUGAUACUGUGAACUUUUUUGGUCAAAUGACCAAAUCCAAAAAGGAGACGGAGGAGUUGAUGGAGAAAGAAGUUGAAAAGGUUAUAGAAAUGCAAAUGCAAAUGGAACGACAAGGCAAUCAGCAAACACAAUCACCAGACCAACAAGCAACAGUCUCACCCAACGAAGAGCAGAAACAUCAAUUGACGCCACCAACCAGCGCUAACCAAUCAAUUCGCACUCGCACAGAUUCUGUAUCGACGGCAGUCUCAGAUGAUAUGAUGGAGGUGGACUUCCCAUUGGGUAAACUCAACGAUUCAAAGCGUAUUGACUUUGUUUUGCAGGAGGCACCAUUGGAAUUCAUUAAUGAAUACAUAUUUGCAUUAAGCAGUCAUGUGUGCUAUUGGGAUUCUGAGGACACCAUACUUUUCGUAAUGAAGGAAAUUUAUUCUGGACUUGGCAUAAGCCCCGACAGCCAAGUGCCCCAGCAAACGAUGACAAUUGAACGACCUAGUUCCCGUAAUAGUAGCUUAUCGAUAUCAUAGAUUAAACAUCUAAUUUUCUAAGUGUAUUUUAAUUUUCUUUUAUUUGUAUUGUCUUAAUGUUGUUAUUAAUGUUGACUCUUAUUUUCUUUGCUAUAACGAAACUGAAAACAAAAAAUAUUAUUGCUGCUAUUGUAGAGAAAUUUAAAAUUUUACCCAAAAAAAGGUGAUCCAAAGGUCUAAAGAAUCAUUAAAUUUCUCCAAAAAAAAAAAA